Messenger RNA from Prunus avium (sweet cherry), 1431 nucleotides. RefSeq names its product protein trichome birefringence-like 43. Gene Ontology annotation, cellular component: Golgi apparatus. NCBI's taxonomy places the organism in Eukaryota, Viridiplantae, Streptophyta, Magnoliopsida, Rosales, Rosaceae. Gene Ontology annotation, molecular function: O-acetyltransferase activity. The record is from RefSeq and is a predicted model, not a curated record.
UGCAACAAUCCAAACAAGAAGUUCCUUUAUGCGCCUAAACCAAUCAGGACACAGCCACUGUCUUUUCCACUUGCAAAGGCCAAUAUCUCAUCAAUUAGGCUUUCUGACACACUCCAUCGCUCUUUCUAACACAAUGGGUUGUUCUUGUGUAACUGUUGCAGCAUUGGUAUUCUGUCUUUUGCACCAAAUCCAAGGGAAUACUAGGCCAAGCAACAAUGUAGUAAACAGUGGCAGCUGUGACCUUUUCCAUGGGAGAUGGGUUUAUGAUAGGUUUUAUCCUCUCUACAAUUCAACAACAUGUCCCUUCAUAGGGAAGGAGUUUAAUUGCCAAAACAAUGGAAGACCGGACAAUGACUAUCUUAAGUACAGAUGGCAGCCCACUUCAUGCCAGAUACCAAGGAUCAGUGGUAGAGGGUUUUUAAGAAGAUUUAGAGGGAAGCGCAUCUUGUUUGUGGGGGACUCACUGAGCUUGAAUCAAUGGCAGUCCCUCGCAUGCUUAAUUUACAAGUCAGCACCACAAGCCAAGUACAACGUUAUCAGGACUGGAGGCCUCUCCAUUCUCAAGUUUCCUGAAUUUGAUGUUUCAAUCAUGCUCUCCCGCAAUUCCUAUUUAGUAGAUAUUAUGCGUGAGAAAAUUGGGCAUGUUCUUGUGCUCGAUUCGAUUCAAAAUGGAAAUUUUUGGAGAACGUUUGAUGUCUUGGUCUUCGAUACAUGGCAUUGGUGGCUUCAUACAGGGAGAAAACAACCGUGGGAUUUUGUACGAUAUAGAGGAAGAACAUACAAAGACAUGGAUCGCAUGGUGGCCUAUGAGAGGGCUUUGAGGACAUGGGCUACAUGGGUGGACUUCACUGUGGAUUCUAGUAAAACUCAGGUCUUCUUCCAGGGUGUUUCUCCAGAUUCAAUGAAUCCAAGAGAAUGGGGGGUUGCAAACUCAGAGAACUGUAGGGGACAAACGCAGCCACUGCUGGGGACGCAAUAUCCAGGAGGUACACAUCCAGCACAACUUGUUUUAGAAAGGGUACUGCGCAGAGUGUCAAAACCAGUUCAUUUGCUGGACAUAACAACACUAUCACAAUUAAGAAAAGAUGGUCACCCUUCAGCCUACGGGUAUGGAGGUUCGCGCGGCACGGAUUGCACCCACUGGUGUCUUCCCGGCGUUCCGGAUACUUGGAAUCAACUUCUAUUUGCAGCACUCUUCCAAAGUUGAAUUGAUAAUUUUUCUAAUCAUGUUAUCACUUGAAAGCCAUAUAGUUCAGUUGGGCUAGAGAGUAGGAACUCCUUGAUGUUGCUUCAUAAGUGUUUGAAUAAAGUAGGGUCAAUUGAUGUACUUUGGGCCUUUUGUAGUUUUUGCCUUUUUUGAAUUGUUAGCUGUUUGGAUUUCUUUUUUGGCGCUUUUCCGAAUAUGUAAAACUUAGUGUCCAUUUGGCAUUG